AUGAGGCUAACAAUAUACAUAAUAACUUUCAUUUUGGGUAUAUUAAAUGUUGUAAAUGCAGAGGUAUUCGAUAUAGGUUUUAAUUUAGAUAUUGAUGAACCUCUUGAUCCAUUUGAUAAUGCAAACGAAUUCAUUGGAGAUAAACGUCUGCUUCUAUCAUCUUCAUACAAAUCUUCUACUGAUAGAUCGAAGGGCUUACAAGAGUUCACUCCGAUAAGUAAUCAAAUUGGUCAAAGUGAAACUCAAUACUAUUCCUUCAGCGUAAACACAUCUAGUGGGUUAGGUGAGUACUAUGAAUUUUUGAUUUUUCUAACUGGUAAUAUAUGUUCACAGCCUGACUAUUUGACAGCUGAUGAUCCGAGUUUGACAGUGUAUUACUCAUUCAAUUCAAGCAUGUUCAGCAAUUUUGAAUUAGGACAAAUGUCACACUUUGAGAAUGGUUAUUUCCAAGCAUUAGAGCGAGUACCUAUUUCAAGUGAUGAUAUUGAUUCAGUAUUAUACAUUGCAGUACGAGCACCAGAAAGUACAAAUCAGUCAGCUAUAUGGAAGUAUGAAGUAGGUGUAUCCCAAAAUGACUUGGUAUUUCAGUGGGACGAUAGAAGUUGGGCAUCCUUAGUAGAUACGGACGAAGAUUCUGCAUUAAUCGUAACAGGUAAUUUAACGGGCAGUCAUCUGACAAAUUAUUCUUCAUUAAAUGCAACCAAGUCAAAGUAUUCCUUAUUUAUAUACUCAUACGAUUAUAAGGAUUAUUUUAAGCAAUUAAAUAGUAGUUGGUGUGCAGUAAGAAACGGUCCGGCUCUACUUUCAACGUCUUAUUUCGAAAGCAGUUUCACAGAUAGAGGUGGUGGACUACAACAACAAUUCUUUGUUCCUGGAUUGAAUAGUUCAACUAAAUAUAUUGCAUACUUGGUAUCAGAUUUCAUGGGAACUAGCUUUGGGGGUGCAGUUUAUCAACCUUUCGAAUUUGAGACAUUGGGAACAAAUGUGUGUGAGUUAAUAUAUGAUCUAGAGUUUUGUGAUCAAGUUGCAUAUUCUGUUCCAAAUUCUGAGAAUUUAUCAAAUGAAGAUGUUAAAGGAUUAUACGAUAAUAGAGCUAAAUCUUUAUUUUCGAACUUUUCAAAAGCAUUGCAGCAAAUAGCAUGUAAUACCACUGAUAAUGCAAAGUAUUCACCAAUAAAAACAUGCAGUGAUUGUUAUGAUUCAUACAAGAACUGGUUAUGUUCAGUCACAAUUCCAAGAUGCUCUACUAGGAACAUUACAGGAUAUAAAUAUAGAGAAGUUGGUAAGUCGCGAAACAGCUUUAUUAAUGAUGUAAUCCAACCACAAUCUGAAUAUUUUGAAAUAUUACCUUGUGUUAACGUAUGCUAUGCCAUGGUAAGGGAUUGCCCGGCUGAUUUUGGAUUUCAAUGCCCUCAGAAGAAUAAUGAUACAAUCAGCUUGUCAUAUUAUUGGGAUAACGGAGGAAAAUAUGCAAGUUGUAAUUAUGUUGGAAUCACUCUUUCAGAUACUAGUAGCGCAAUUAAAAAGUUUGUAAUCAAUUGGGGUCUAUUAGUAUGUGUAGUUCUUGUUAAUAUAUUUAUGUAA
Messenger RNA from Debaryomyces fabryi, 1584 nucleotides. It is a transcript of the gene MID1, whose product is annotated as Mid1p. Lineage: Eukaryota; Fungi; Ascomycota; Pichiomycetes; Serinales; Debaryomycetaceae. Gene Ontology annotation, biological process: calcium ion import across plasma membrane. Gene Ontology annotation, molecular function: protein binding; calcium channel activity. The record is from RefSeq and is a predicted model, not a curated record. The transcript has a single exon. The coding region runs from base 1 to 1584 and encodes 527 amino acids.